AAAAGACUUGAAAGUCAAUAUUUAUAUUUAUGAUAUUCAUUAAUAACUAACUGAUUCAUAAUAUAUAUAAUAUAAUACCAAUAAUAUAUUAGGUUGAAUGGCAAACGAGAAAAUUGAAGUGAACCUCUAUGUAUGAAUAUUAAAUAAACAUGGUCCUUCAAAAUUCAGGAAGAUUCGUAUCCGAUAAAAAGGAUAAAAAGGACGAAAAUCCUGGGCGAUCUGGAAAUUCGGCUCCUGAAAGGGAAGAGACUUCCGAAUACAGAUUGCGAUUGUCUCUUGAAAAUGAAGCUAUAGAUGCCAAAUAUGGUUUUGAAAGGCUUUCAGAUUGCCAAGAGCAUACCGGAUUUCUUCUCAAUAUGCAUUCAACAGAAGUUUUGGAUGAGGAUAAGAGAUUAAUCUCUGCAGUAGAUUUUUAUUUUAUUGAAGAAGAUGGUACCAGGUUUAAAGUUUCUUAUGCUUUUAUGCCUUAUUUUUACAUACUAACAAAAAGAGAAUACAUCAAUGAAAUUAGUCAAUUUCUCAUAAAAAAGUAUGGUGGCACAAUUUCCAAAUGCAAUGUAAUAGAAAAAGAAGAUUUAGAUUUGCAAAACCAUUUGAUUGGGCUCAAACAAAAAUAUAUAAAACUUUCUUUUGCAAAUCAAACUGAUUUAAUCAAAGUAAGGAAGGAUAUACUCAAAAGUGUGAGAAAAAAUAGAGAUAAAGUUGAUGAAAAUAGUUUUUAUAAUGAAAUGUUAACAGAAUCUUUAGCAAACAUUCAAAUUGAAUCAGUUAAAAGUAAAGGAGAUCCAAUGGAGAACAUAUUAGAUAUAAGAGAAUAUGAUGUACCAUACCAUGUUAGAGUUUCUAUAGAUUUGAAGAUAUUUUGUGGAUCAUGGUAUACUGUGAAAUGUAAAGCAUCAAUCACAGAUCCUCCCAUCAUCAGUUUGAGAAGUGAUAUCAUUGAACGUCCCGAACCUAUAGUAUUAGCUUACGAUAUAGAGACAACGAAGCUACCUCUCAAAUUUCCAGAUGCCAACACUGAUCAAAUUAUGAUGAUAUCUUAUAUGAUAGAUGGGCAAGGUUUCCUUAUAACAAACCGAGAAAUAUUAUCAUCUGAUAUUGAAGAUUUCGAAUACACUCCAAAGCCAGAAUAUGAAGGGAAAUUCACCAUUUUUAAUGAAGUGAACGAGAGAGCGCUCAUUACAAAAUUUUUCGAACACAUAAUUGACAUCAGACCCCAUAUUUUCGUCACUUACAACGGGGAUUUCUUCGAUUGGCCUUUUUUGGAAGCUAGAGCGGCAGUUUAUGAUUUGGAUAUGAAAACUGAAAUAGGUUUCAGUCGAAAUAAGGAGGAUAUAUAUGUUUGCAGACCUGCAAUGCAUAUGGAUUGUCUGUGCUGGGUAAAAAGAGAUUCUUAUUUACCGGUUGGAUCACAAAAUUUGAAAGCUGUUGCCAAAGCAAAGUUGAGGUAUGAUCCGGUGGAACUCGAUCCUGAAGAAAUGUGCCCUUUAGCUGCUUCCGCUCCCCAAGUUCUUUCCAAUUAUUCGGUGUCAGAUGCCGUAGCCACGUACUACUUAUACAUGCAGUAUGUUCAUCCGUUUAUAUUCGCCUUGUGCACAAUCAUUCCUUGUGAACCGGAUGAAGUACUCCGAAAAGGCUCUGGGACACUUUGUGAGGCGCUUCUAAUGGUGGAAGCCUUCCACGCUAAUAUUAUAUUUCCAAAUAAAGAGGAAACAGUCCUUAACAAACUCACAGAAGACGGACAUGUCUUACAUCAAGAAACUUACGUAGGAGGUCAUGUUGAAGCCUUAGAAUCUGGGGUGUUUCGGGCAGAUAUACCAUGUAGAUUCAAACUCGUUCCAGAUGCAAUCGAUACUCUCAUUCAGAAACUGCCGCAUACACUUCAGCAUGCAAUUGAAGUAGAGGAAGGUGUUCAAAUGGAUAAAGUUAUCAAUCUAGAGGAUGUAAGAAAUGAAAUAGUAGAGAAAUUAACUGCUUUGAAGGAACGUCCUAUGCGGCUAGAAAGACCCCUAAUAUAUCAUUUAGAUGUUGGUGCUAUGUAUCCAAAUAUUAUUUUGACCAAUAGACUGCAACCAUGCGCCAUGGUUAAUGAGACAAUUUGUGCUGCCUGUGACUUCAAUAAACCUAAUGCAAAAUGUCAGCGAAACAUGGCCUGGAUGAGUAGAGCUGAGUUUAUGCCAGCUACAAAAAACGAAUAUCACAGGAUACAACAGCAACUAGAAACAGAAAAAUUUCCGCCUCUUAUACCUGGUGGUCCAAAAAGGGCUUUUCACCAAUUAUCAAAACAAGAACAAGCCGAUUUAGAGAAGAAGAGACUCUUGAUCUACUGUAGAAAGGUCUAUAAAAAGCAGAAAGUCACCAGAGUGGAGGAAAAAACGACAACUAUUUGUCAGAAAGAAAAUUCUUUCUAUGUUGAUACAGUAAGAGCCUUCAGGGACAGAAGAUAUGAAUACAAGGGUUUAUCAAAAAAAGCGAAAGCAGCUGUUUCGGCAGCUAUUAAGGGAGGAAAUGCUUCUGAAAUUAAAUCUGCGAAAAAUAGAGAAGUUCUAUAUGAUUCUCUACAGUUGGCCCAUAAGUGCAUAUUGAACUCAUUUUAUGGAUAUGUUAUGAGAAGAGGGGCUCGCUGGCAUAGUAUGGAAAUGGCUGGUAUUGUAUGUUACACAGGGGCACAUAUUAUCAUGAGGGCAAGAGAAAUCAUCGAAAGGGUCGGAAGACCAUUAGAACUAGAUACCGAUGGUAUAUGGUGUGUACUUCCGGCGUCGUUCCCAGAAAAUUUAGUUGUACAUACGAACGACGAAAAGAAGAAAAAACUUAUAAUUUCCUACCCGAAUGCUGUCUUAAAUUCGAUGGUCAAAGAAUAUUUCACCAACGACCAAUACCACGAGUUGGUCAAUCCGGAAACAAUGGAAUAUGAAUUGAGGGACGAAAAUUCGAUUUUCUUCGAAGUUGAUGGGCCCUAUAAAGCCAUGGUUCUACCAGCUUCCAAAGAGGAAGGAAAGAAAUUGAAAAAACGUUAUGCAGUUUUCAAUUUUGACGGAUCAUUGGCUGAAUUGAAAGGAUUCGAGAUAAAAAGAAGAGGAGAAUUGCAGCUCAUAAAAAAUUUUCAAUCUUCAGUUUUCGAAGCUUUUCUCAAGGGUGAUACUCUAGAGAGCUGCUAUGCCUCUGUAGCACAAGUGGCCGAUUACUGGUUGGACGUGCUCUUUUCACACGGUAGAAACAUGCCGGAUAGCGAGCUGUUCGAUCUUAUUUCUGAAAACAGAUCUAUGUCGAAGAAACUGGAGGAAUAUGGGGGGCAAAAAAGUACUUCAAUAAGUACUGCCAAAAGAUUGGCCGAGUUUCUAGGAGAUCAAAUGGUGAAAGAUGCUGGAUUAGCUUGUAAAUAUAUCAUUUCGAAGAAGCCUAAUGGAGCGCCUGUUACUGAAAGGGCAAUUCCUCUAGCAAUAUUCCAAGCUGAAGAGAGUGUUCAAAAACAUUACCUUAGGAAAUGGCUCAAAGAUAGCUCUAUAGAUACUAUUGACAUCCGUGAUAUUUUAGAUUGGGGAUAUUACAUAGAACGUUUAGGGGGUGCAAUUCAAAAAAUCAUCACAAUUCCGGCAGCUAUGCAAGGGGUUCCGAACCCAGUUCCAAGAGUAAGACAUCCUGAUUGGCUGCAUAAAAAAAUGUUGGAGAAAAACGAUAAUUUCAAGCAGAGAAGAAUAAAUGAAAUUUUCUCUGCCGCUCCAAAAACAUUUGUUGUGAAUGAUGUUGAAGAUUUCGGUAAAAACAAAAAUCCUAUGCAAAAAACUGUUGCCUUGGUUACUAAAAGAAAAAGGCAAAGGGAUGCAGAAUAUAGUGAAGACGAACUGAACAGAAGUUGGAGGGAAGUAUUGGGUAAUCCCCCAAAAUUUGGCAAUACUUUGGGUGAACGAAAAGCUUGGCUAGCUUUCCAGAAGAAGAAAUGGGAAUUUCAAGCUUUCCAAAGGGAUAAUGGCCAACAAUCGAAAAGAAUUAAAUCAGCAGCUAAUACAGCUCUAAGAUCAGGAGUAAAUAUACAGAGUUUCAUUCAAAAAGCACAAAGAAAGUUAUAUAAUUUAUCCUGGCAAGUUGUACAAGUGAUUGAAAGUAAUACACCAGGGGAAUUCAAAUUGUGGGCUCUGGUUGAAUCAGAAUUACAUCUGCUCAAAAUGAAGGUUCCAAAAAUUUAUUAUGUUAAUUUAAGAACCCCAAAAGUCGCAGAGGAAGGAGACCUUUUCAAGAAAUGCAACAGGAUUCUUCCUAGGUCUAGGCCUAUUUAUAAUCUUUAUAGAUAUUCAGUACCCGAAGAAUUGUAUAGGAAACAUGAAAAAGAUGUAUUCUUGGAUUUAUCUGAUCCAAACGUUGAAGGGCUUUAUGAGACACAAGUUCCAUCAAUGUUUAGAGUUUUAGUUCAAAUAGGCUCAGUUUGCAAAUUGAGGAGAGGGGCUAAUAACACUGAUUUCUUUGAUUUAGAGGACAUAGAAAUGGUGAACAUGUCGAAAGGUUCUUAUUUGCCCAAAGAUUCGUUGAAACAUAUUUACUUCUAUCAGCACAGGCAUCCCACAAAAAAGCAACAAAUGUUCGGAUUAUUCAUCACAUCUCUUAAGAAAGCAUUAAUUAUUGUUGUUGACUCUGUACGAACCAACUUGAUGCCGAAUAUGAAUAAUUUAUAUGAAGCUGAAAGAAUAGUGAAAAAGGAAAAAGAUGAUAAUCUUCUACCUCCAGAAGGUGUACAGUUUGAAGUCAGAGUUGAAACAGACUUGAAUGUUGUCUAUAAAUUAUUACAUAAAACAUUACAAGGUUAUAAGGAUGAGAAACGUGGGCCAACUUUAAUUGCCAUUCAGUCAACAACUACUAUCAGCACAUUAUGCAAUAGUAUUCCUGCUCUAUCAGACUUUCCACAAUGUCAAAUUCAUAUUCAGGACCUGGAUGACCUAUACAAUGUAUUGGAAUGGCAAAAAGUGGGUGCUAAAGCCUUAGUUCGAAAUUACUUAAAUAGCGAAAGAGUAAUCGAGCUUAUGACAGAACAAUGUAGGUACUUCUUAUUACCUAUUGGAAAUAUGCCAGCAGAUCCAGCAAUAUUCGGCUCUGAUCUAUUUUAUGCAAGACAUCUUAUGCAACACAAUCACCUACUUUGGUGUUCACCGUCAGAUAAGCCAGAUUUAGGAGGUAGUCAAGAAAAUGAUGCAAGGCUUUUGGCGGAAAAUCAGGAGUCCUCUAGUGAGGUUUGUAAUAAACCAGGAUGGUUCUCAACAAUGUGUAUUGAGCUUGAUAUAGAUGGUUUAGCUAUAAAUACUCUUCUACAAGCUCAUCAUGUUACUGAUAUAGAAGGUACAUCAUCUGUUAAUGCAUUCGAUGCAGUCAAUGCAGCAUCUUUGGAUGAUUUGGUUGGCAAAAGUCAGAUGAGCUAUGACGAAACUACCAGAUGUGCUGAAGCAUUCAAAAUUUUGAGAGGAAUGGCUACCAUGUGGAUGAGGGAUAUUUCAUUGUACAAAAAUGUGUAUGCAGAUUUUCAAGUCAUUCAUUUUUAUAGAUGGCUGAGAUCGCCAAAAGCUCUUCUUUAUGACCCAGCUUUGUUGAGAAAUCUACAAAAUUUGAUGAAGAAGCUUUUUCUCCAACUCGUUGCUGAAUUGAAGAGAUUGGGUUGUACCAUAAUAUAUGCUAAUUUUAAUAAAAUAGUAAUCUGUACCAAGAAGAGAAAUGUUGAAGAUGCUGUGGGAAACAUAGAAUUUGUUGUCGCUUCGAUUAGGAAUAAGGAAUUGUUUCAUUCACUUGAAAUAACCUUUAGGCAGUGUUGGGAACAUCUUGUUUGGUUGGAUACUGCGAAUUAUGCUGGAAUACAAGGAAAAUUAUCUGAAAAUCUUCAAAACGAAAAUGAUGAAUCGGGUAAUUUGGAGAAUCUUGAUAAUGACGAAGAAGAGGAAGAAGGGCCUGUUGUGAUGAUGAAUUGGAAUAUUGCUGAACAACUUCCAGAGAAAGCUGGUUGUAGAGACAGUUUUAAAACUGUUAUAGCUGGAUAUAUAGACGCCAUUUAUCAAAGAUUGAAGUCCAGUAAUAACACUACUAUGGUGGCACCUGUGUUCAGUCAACCUUACAAUGGUUUAUCGGCUCACGAAGAUGUAGCAAAUUAUGCCAAAGACUUGAUCAACAAUGAAAUAAGCCAAUCUCUUUUCAAGAUAACAGAAAAAUUGAACAGAAUUCUUCCCCCCACACCAGACGGUAAUUUUCCAGCAUUGGAUUAUGUAAAAUCCGUUUGUCAUAUUUUAGAUUUAGAUCCUAGUAUCAGAGAAGCUGUGAUUAAUUUAAAGAGUAACUUAUUGCGAUUAUUAGGGGUCGGGGAAUUUUCCGAGAAAGCUAAUUGGAAGGGUGUUAUUGUUUCUUACAUAAUACCACAAAUAAUUUGUAAAGCUUGCAACCACUGUAGGGAUUUGGACCUAGGGAGGGAUCCAUUCAGAUCAGAACAUGCCUGGUUAUGUCCCCUAUGCAAUACACCCUAUGACAACAGCGAGAUCGAAAAUUUACUGCUGGAUAUAGUCAAUCGAAAAUUUUUGGCUUAUAACCUUCAAGAUUUGCAGUGUAAGAAAUGUGCCCAGAUAAAACUGGAAGAUUUGAUAAAGUAUUGUUCAUGUUCUUCAGAAUUCAAAUGUUUGAUAUCUAGAGAAGAACUAAUGAAACUUCUGGAAACAUUUAAAACCUUAGCCGAAACUUUCAAUAUGCCUACACUACAAGAAACUAUGGAAAAAACCUUGAAGAUAUGUUAGAAUAAAUAAUAAACACAUUGUUAUUUUGUAA
Coccinella septempunctata (seven-spotted ladybird) is the source of this 6786-nucleotide messenger RNA. It is a transcript of the gene DNApol-epsilon255, whose product is annotated as DNA polymerase epsilon catalytic subunit 1. The coding region runs from base 150 to 6755 and encodes 2201 amino acids. The record is from RefSeq and is a predicted model, not a curated record. Gene Ontology annotation, biological process: mitotic cell cycle; DNA replication proofreading; leading strand elongation. Gene Ontology annotation, molecular function: nucleotide binding; single-stranded DNA 3'-5' DNA exonuclease activity; DNA-directed DNA polymerase activity. NCBI's taxonomy places the organism in Eukaryota, Metazoa, Arthropoda, Insecta, Coleoptera, Coccinellidae. The transcript is spliced from 27 exons. Gene Ontology annotation, cellular component: epsilon DNA polymerase complex; nucleus.